GUCCAGAAUUCAAUUCCAUUUAGAAAAUAUCAACAAUAAUUUCCAAUAGUAACAACCAAAAGGGAUCAGAAAUAACAGAGAAAACCUUCCCUUCUUAUUCCCCUAACAUUUCUUCUUCUGUGUGAGAGCAAAACUCAACUGAAUUUCAAGGGGGUGGUUCAGGACCUAUGGCCUCAUCAACAUCCACCCCACUCUCUCUAUCUUCUUCUUCUUCUUCCACCCUCAUUGACACCAAGGCACCUACUCGCCAAUCUGCGGCCGCAUCCUCGCAAUGGGUCGCAUUGCCGACCCUUCCACCACCACCCGUGCAGUCACAUAGUCGUGCUGCCAGGACCACUGCCUACUGUCGAAAGAUUGCACGGAAUGUUAUGGCAAUGGCAACUGGGGAGGCACCAGCUGAAGUUGUCGCAACCGUUGAGCUUCCAGAGAUUGUUAAAACAAUUCAAGAAUCUUGGGACAAAGUCGAAGACAAGUAUGCAGUGACUUCUCUGGCAGUGGCCGGAGGAGUUGCCGUGUUCGCCUGUUCUGGAAUGAUCUCAGCAAUUGACAGGCUCCCACUGGUACCUGGUGUUCUUGAGUUAGUGGGAAUUGGAUAUACUGCUUGGUUUGCAUACAAGAACCUGGUUUUCAAACCAGACAGGGAAGUCUUGGUAAAGAAAAUCAAAGACACAUAUAAGGAAAUUAUAGGAACCAGCUGAAAGGAAAUUUGUGUGAAAAUGCUGCAGUUCGAGCAAGAAACAAUAUAAAUGGCAGCAUUGCACAUCAACAGUAAUCGCUCUUCUUUUUGUUAACUUAAUCUAUAAACAAUGAACAUAUAUUAAAUAAUCUUAUGUUUCCUUUUACACUACUGUUCUGUAGCUGUACCCAUUUUUAUUUCACCCAUCUUUGUGAACGAGAAGCAGUUUAAGUGAUUACAACGUGCCAAACAAGAGGAAAUUAUUUUGCA
Molecule: messenger RNA, 946 nt
Organism: Olea europaea var. sylvestris
Lineage: Eukaryota; Viridiplantae; Streptophyta; Magnoliopsida; Lamiales; Oleaceae
Product: protein CURVATURE THYLAKOID 1B, chloroplastic-like
Exons: 6
Coding region: 168-698 (176 amino acids)
Cellular component (GO): thylakoid; chloroplast thylakoid membrane
Source: RefSeq, a predicted model, not a curated record